UUUGGAUCAUUAAAAGAUUAUUUGAGAUUUUUACUCACAGUUAAGUAGGUUUGAUGAAUUAGUUACGUGUCAGCCCAAUAAGAACAAAUGAGCCGGAGAAUAAAAGGGCCCACAAUUUAAAGUCAACAAAGGUCUUUAAAUAAACAAUCAAACGAGGAAACUAAUUUCGCGCUCUCUCCUGAUCUCACUAUCUCGUUUCACUUGCUGUUUCUCAAACUUUCUCUCUCUCUCUUUCUUUCAUCUCCAAGAACGCCAUUUCACAUCGAAUCCGUCUUCUUCCCUAUCCUGGCGAGAAACAUGGAUCCUUUCAAUCCAUACCGUGCGGUUGGUAACAAAGUCAAGGAAUGCAUUGACAAGUACCUGAUGAGUAAGGAAGAAACUGAGAGAUAUCUAGAGGAUCAGCAAGGAAUCACACGUCAAGAUACCAACAUGGCUUGGAUUAUUCUUGAACGAAUGCAUCCAGAUUUAUUCACAUCAUACUAUGCAAGAAUCCAUGAGCGCAAUGCGAGGACCCGUGAGCGCGUUUCAUCAACUUCACCACGAGAGAGAGCUUCAGCUAUACUGGGAGGGCAAGAGCAACAACGUCUAUCUCCUGCUCGCCGCUCAUUGUUGCCUGAUUCAAAUGUUCCUGAUGCAUCACCACAAGAAGCUAAUGCUGUUUAUCCUACAAGUCAAGCGGGAACUUCCAUAGCUUCUAAUGCUUUGGGCCAUAUUAUCAAACUACUGUCUGAUGGUCAUGGACUUGGUCCACAUCCUUCUGCUACGGGAUCCUUGAAGAGAAAGCAAGUUGGUGGUGAGAAUGAAGCGAGAGGCGAAAAUGAAGAAGGAGAGAAACUGAAAGAGAAUGAGAGAGAUGGCAAUAAUGAAGAGGCAGAGAAGCAGAUCAUGGAGAAAGAGGAAUGUAACGAUGAAGAAGCAGAGAAGCCAAAGGAGAAAGAGGAAGGUAGCGAUGAAAAACUGCAGAAGAAUGAGGAAGGUGACAAUGAAGGACUGCAGAAAAAAAACGAAGGUGACAAUGAAGAAUUGCAAGAAGCUGCAUGAUCAGAAUCUAGAAAGGUUACAAACGCAUGGACAGUUCUUAUAUUAGCGUAGUUUUUUGAUUUACAGAAUAUAUUGCAGAGGACACAAACCUGUUAGUAUGAUUUCUUUCUUUCUUAUUGUCAUCAUAGACACUACAGUUAGCUAUUGCCAGAAUAUAUUGUAGAGACAUGCUGGUAUGAUGCUUAAACAUUGGGGAUAAGAAAUGUUAUUUGUUUCUUGUUGGUUUUGUUGAGGCUUUGUCUUGUUGGUCUUAGACCCACAUCUAU
Molecule: messenger RNA, 1307 nt
Organism: Brassica napus (rape)
Lineage: Eukaryota; Viridiplantae; Streptophyta; Magnoliopsida; Brassicales; Brassicaceae
Exons: 5
Coding region: 298-1041 (247 amino acids)
Source: RefSeq, a predicted model, not a curated record